Molecule: messenger RNA, 6102 nt
Organism: Hemiscyllium ocellatum (epaulette shark)
Lineage: Eukaryota; Metazoa; Chordata; Chondrichthyes; Orectolobiformes; Hemiscylliidae
Product: terminal uridylyltransferase 7-like
Exons: 30
Coding region: 289-5010 (1573 amino acids)
Molecular function (GO): nucleic acid binding; RNA uridylyltransferase activity; zinc ion binding
Source: RefSeq, a predicted model, not a curated record
CCUGCAGGGACUGUUUUUUCCGGAGGUUGUGAUAGAAGGAAAAAGGCUGCUCUUCUCCGGAGACGGUGCGGUGCUUUCUCUGAGCGGAAUGCGCAGCGACGGGAAGGAAAGCGGUGUAGGAGCAGCUCGGAGACGGAGCGGAGCCGCUGAAUGUGGGUAUCACUGGUUCGGUCAGCAUUUAUUGCCCAACCCUAAUUGCCCAGAUAGCAGUUAAGAGCCAGCCAUAUUCCUGUGGGUCUGGGAGUCACAUGUAGGCUAGAACAGGCUCUUAUAUUUCAAUGAACUGAAAUGGAGGAAAGAUUAAGAUUCCCCAGAAGGAGCAAAGAAAUGGUCAUCAACAAGGAGGAAACUAACUCUUGGAGAAGCAUUCCACACCACGAAAAUCAUUUUGCACCUGGAAGCUACUCAAAAAAUUUUAGUAAAAGAACAGAAAUGCCAAAGCAAAGGGAAAUGCAAGACAUUUAUGGUACUAGUCCAAGGAAAGGGGCUCAACUGUUCAUGAAUAGUCCAAAUGCACCCAUAAGAGCAGGAACUCGGUCUAAUGAUGCACGCAGAGAAAAAGAUAGAAAAUGGUUAACUGGUGAAGGUUCUGCAGUUCAGAAUACCGAAAAGAAGUGGAGGGACAGUGCUCUUGAGUUGAAGUACAAAUCUCCAGCAAGAGGCAUUGAACACAAUAAAGUAGAACAAAACUACAAGGCUCAAAGUGGCAGUGAUAAAGUCAAAAAUGUUAGAAAACAGCUACAUAAUGAAUUUGUAAAUGAUGAAAUGCCUGGAAAGCAAACAGAAGGCCUAAAGAAGCCCAAGAAAACAAAAAGGAAUGAAAAAAUGCAAGACUUCAGUGCACCCAUUAUUGAUGAAUCCAAAUUAACGAAAGAAGAACGGCUUGGAUUAUAUCAGGCCGAAGAAAGACUACAGCGAGAAUUUAUCGUCAGACUCAAGAAACGUGCCCAAAGCUGCCCUACUGCAAAGUAUACCUGUAAGCUUUGUGAUGUGCUGGUUGAAUCUGUCUCAUCUGCUUAUAAGCACAUUAAGGAGAAGCGACACAAAAAAUAUGUGAAGGAAAAACAAGAAGAAGAAACUCUCACAAAAAUCCCUCCUCCAAAUGUGUCUCAAAUAAGAGCAGUUGAUGCUGCCAUUAACAAGGUAGUCCAGGAGUAUGGCAUGACUGAAGAAGAUGUGAACGAAAGGCAUGAAAUUACAAAAAGAAUGGAAAAGCACCUGCAGAUUUUAUUACCAGAUUGCUCACUAAGACUGUAUGGCUCCUCUUGUACCAGAUUUGGCUUUAAAGAUUCUGACCUUAACAUAGAUAUACAGUUUCCAGCUCAUAUGAAUCAACCUGAUGUACUAUUGCUGGUUCAGGAAAGCCUUAAGAAUAGCAUUUCUUUCAUUGAUGUUGAGGCGGAGUUCCAUGCCAGAGUGCCUGUCGUACUAUGCAGAGACAAGCAAAGUGGCCUUUUAUGUAAAGUGAGUGCAGGCAAUGAAAAUGCAUGGCUCACAACAUAUCACUUAGCUGCCUUGGGAAAGUUGGAACCUUGUCUUACUAGACUGGUUAUUGCCUUUAGAUCAUGGGCUAAGCUUUGUCACAUUGAUAGUCCAGAUGAAGGAGGAUUGCCACCCUAUGCAUUUGCUUUAAUGGUAGUCUACUUUCUGCAACAAAGGAAGGAAUGCGUUCUGCCUGUGUAUCUGGGAUUAUGGAUUGAUGGUUUUACGGUGGAUAACCUAGGCAACUUCAGUCUUAAAGGUGUAGAAAAUAACAAGGUUAUCUGGGAAUUCAAAUCUGUGAGUGGGGAUUGUGGCAAAUCAAUUGAAGGAAAGGUUCCACUUGUAUUUGGACUAAGUCAAAAAAAUUCUGUACCAUUGGGGCAGCUGUGGGUUGAACUACUUCGGUUUUAUGCACUGGAAUUUUCACUGGCGGAUUACGUUAUUUGUAUACGGAUCAAAGAACCACUUUCCCGGGAAGCUAAAGACUGGCCCAAAAGGAGAAUUGCUGUGGAAGAUCCAUACUCUGUAAAGAGAAAUGUUACACGAACACUUAAUAGCCAAAUGGUAUAUGAUUACAUCAUUCAUUGUUUAAGAGCAACUUACAAGUAUUUUGCAUUGCCCAAGUAUAAGCCAGCAAAGUUGAAGAAAAAAGACAAUGAAAAUGAGAAAAAUUAUUCUAAAGGGGCAUUGAAUGUUGUGGCAAAUCAACAAGAAUUGCUUGAAAUUUCUGCCUCAAAGUCUCAGCCAUCAGCUUUCUCAGCAUCGGUUUCUGAUGAAGAAUGCCCACAGUUGCAUGAUAAUGCUAUGUAUAAAGUUGGUGAAAAUCUACCUUCUAAAGAAUCCUGUGGCAACUUACAAACUGUACAAGAGUGUGAGACUGAGAGCUUCACAGAGGAAGAACUGAUAUCUGAUUUACAGAAGAUUGGAAUUACUGGCUAUGAGUUGUAUGAGGACGAUCUAAAUCAGCCGGAUGGUGAAUAUAAACACAGUCAGCUUCUAGAAAGUUACAAUGAUGAGGAACUGUUUGAUACGUUUGGAGAGCCAAAAGAUGAUGCAGCCAGGACUGGUACAAUAUUAAAGGAAGGAAAAUUCGAACAAUCUACGGAGGCUGAAAAUGAGACUUCUAGUGAAGAUGAAAUUCCUGUGAAGCAUAAAAAUUGUUAUAGAGAGAACGUCUAUUCUGAAAGUCUUUCAGAUUCUGAGAGUUUUCUGAAUCCUCGGAAUACGGAAAUUGAUGAUUUUUGUGUGGAGCACACCAGUCCGUUGAAGACAAAAUUAAAUAAUGAAGUUAGAGAAAGCUCUGACAGUGCAGAUGAAUUUCAUAAUUUCUCCAAAGAGGCAAUGCAACAACACCUCAAAGGGACUCUGAGCAGAAACGAAGAGGGGGAAGAUGAGGAGGAGGACGAGGAUGAUGAAUCAGAUCUGAAUAUCACUCAACGGAUUCACCUGGACAGUCUUACAGCUGAUGAAGAAAUUGAUAAUAUAUACACUGAGUCUAGUGAGGAAGAUAAAGAUAAUCAGUCUGAUGAAGAUGGGGUAAUUGGUGAAUUGCUCAACACCAAUGGAUGUAAGCCAAUUAAAUGCAGAGAUCAUGUAACUUCUCUGCUAGUUAGACAGACUGCUGAACGUGAAACAACUGUGCAGAGUAAUCAAGAAAUUCGGAAUGAAAUAAAUAAGGAAUUUGGAACAACUUUACCUGUAUAUGAAUCACAGAGCAGUGAUGACAAUAUGUUUUAUGUAUUCAGUAGAGCUGUUUUUACAAAGGGAAAGGCUUCCAUAGUAGUAUGCAGCUUGUGUAAGCGAGAAGGACACUUAAAAUCUGAUUGUCCAGAGGAUUUCAAAAAAGUUGAUCUUGAUCCAUUACCACAAAUGACUCCAAGGUUUCUGAAUGUCCUGGAUCAGGUUACUGCCCAGUGUUUCUAUGACUUUGCCCCAGACCUUCUAGAAAUUCAAGCACGUGAACAUAUAUUGAUAAAACUGGAAGCGUUUAUCAAGAAAGAACUUGAUGCUAAAGCAAAGCUCUGCUUGUUUGGGUCCUCCAAGAAUGGGUUUGGUUUUAGACAAAGUGAUCUUGAUAUCUGUAUGACAUUUGAAGAUCAAGAAACAGCAGAGGGUUUAAAUUGCAUCAAGAUUAUAGAGGAUUUGGCAAGAGUGCUCAGAAAACAUCCAGGCUUAAAGAGCAUUCUGCCUAUUACAACAGCGAAAGUUCCAAUUGUUAAAUUUUUCCAUGUAAGAAGUGGCCUUGAGGGAGAUAUUAGUUUGUAUAACACUCUGGCGUUGCAUAACACUGGACUUCUGGCCUCUUAUGCAGCAAUUGAUCCCAGAGUGAAAUGUUUAGGAUAUACUAUGAAGGUUUUUGCUAAGGUUUGUGAUAUUGGAGAUGCAUCUAGAGGCAGUCUUUCAUCAUAUGCAUAUACCUUAAUGGCACUUUACUUCCUACAACAAAGGAAACCACCGGUAAUUCCUGUCCUUCAAGAGAUAUACAGUGAAACGAAAAAGCCAGAAAAAUUAAUUGAUGGUUGGAAUGUCUAUUACUUUGAUAAAUUGGAUGAACUGAAAGACAAGUGGCCAGACUAUGGAAAAAAUAAAGAAUCUGUAGGAGAGUUGUGGCUGGGGCUUCUCAGGUUCUACACAGAGGAGUUUGAUUUUAAAGAACAUGUUAUCAGCAUCAGGCGAAAGGCUCUUCUCACAACCUUUAAGAAGCAAUGGACUUCUAAAUAUAUUGUUAUAGAAGAUCCAUUUGACCUCAAUCACAAUCUUGGAGCUGGAUUAUCUCGAAAGAUGACAAAUUUUAUCAUGAAAGCUUUCAUCAAUGGAAGAAAAGUUUUCGGAACGCCAAUUAAAUUCAUCCCAAAACAAUAUCCUACAGUUAUGGAGUAUUUCUUUGAUCCAGAAAUUCUGACUGAGGGGAAGUUAGCUCCAAAUGACCGAUGCUGCAGAAUUUGUGGGAAAAUUGGUCAUUUUAUGAAAGACUGCCCCUUACGGAGAAGCAAAACAAGACAACAAAAUCUUGAGGAUAUUAGAUCCAAAUCAGGAUUCAUUGACAAAUUUCAAAAACCCUUUGAAACCAAUGCAAAAAGAAAACCUGAAAACAAAGAAUCCCCAAACAAGGAAGUGACAAAGCUGCAUGGAGAAGGUUUAAAGGAUUUUCCAGUUAAAAAAGAAGAAUUAUACGCAGAGAUUCGUGCACUGAGGAAAUUAAAGGAAGAUCGAGCAACAAAUGAAGUUCUCAGGGACAGAGCUUCUAGGCCAUAUCCAGAACAAAGGAAGAAACAGGAGGACAGAGAGAAAUGUUGCUUUGUCUGUGGGAAGGAAGGACAUAUCAAGAAGGAAUGCCCUCGUCACAAAGGUUUAACGAGCACUGAAAUUGCUGCAUCCUCAUCAUCCAGUGUUGGAAAUGAAUACACCAAAAAGGAGAAACGGAAACAAAAAGGAUUCUUAAGUCCUCAACCAGGCCUUAGUAGUAAAUUCUCAACAAGUUCCUCAACUCAGGGAAGAUCAGCACAUAAAAGGACCCAACUGGAAUGAAUUUCAAAGGAGGCUGAAAAUGUUUGCAUUGUAGUUUUUAUUGGACUGUGAUCUUUCUGUGCAAAUCCUCUGCAAUUCUGUCACAGUUAUGGCAAUCCAGUAAUUGUUUUAAGCUUGUUCUUGAGGGAAUAGAGAGAUUUUUGUGUUCCAUAAAAUGUUGCCAUAAUGAGAUCCCUGUUCUUAUUGAGUUUAAAUGAGUAAUGUUUUUAAUUAGAUCACAUUUUUUGUUCAAAGUUAUGUUUGUGUUGAUAUGUGUAAAUUUCUAGCUUUAUUCUUUUGACCAAUCUGGCAUCUUUUCUUUCCAGUAAACCAAAUUACAGUUUAACUUUAUGCAAAUGAAACCGAUAAAAAGGUGGCAUCUUAAUUGUUAAAUUAUUUUAAAGCAAUUAACAUAAUGAUAAAGUUCAGUCUGGCAUGAAUCUUAUUCCAUAGAAUGUUGCAUUUAUGUUCAUUCUUUAGAAUUUUAUUUUGUUUUGUUUAAAAGUGCCAUAUGUGUGUAUUUAUCAAAGUAAAAAGUUUGUACAAAAACUUGUUUGAUAAUAAGAAAUAUCACAACAGUGAUUCAAAUGUUAUUUAAUUACUAUAGAUGUGAAUGAUAGAAGAAAUGUAUCAUUGUUUCUAAAUAAUAAAAUCACUUGUGAAAACAUUGGUAAUUUCGCAAAGCUAAAUGGAUCGAUUUUAUUUAAUUACAUUCAUAUCUUGAAUUUUCUAUUCAUUUACCUUGAACCAUGAAUUACACCCAAAAAGCAAAUAACUUGAAUUAUUGUACCAGUGAUAUUUUUUAAAUGUUGGUUUUGGAAAGAAAAUGCAUCUGAAAAUUGUACAAUAACAUGUUUUAUGUAAUCCACUGAAGUCACAUCAGGAGAAAGGAAUCUUGAAUAUGCUUGAUACUGUGUGUUGCUUUUGAAUAAAUGGAUGUUUUUGAGGAUUUGCUACUCAAGUUGCCCACUGUUUAAAACAAUGAUGCUUGUGUAAAAAAAAUGUUGACGGCUACCUUGUGUUUGUAUAUAUGUGGUAAAUAUGCAUUCAAAAUCUCGACUACUGUACGUAAAGUCUUGUGGCAACACAAAUAAAAUUCAUAGAAAAACUUAC